This is a messenger RNA of Arachis duranensis, 588 nucleotides long. Its product is annotated as 4-O-methyl-glucuronoyl methylesterase 1-like. NCBI's taxonomy places the organism in Eukaryota, Viridiplantae, Streptophyta, Magnoliopsida, Fabales, Fabaceae. Bases 1 to 588 code for a protein of 195 amino acids. The record is from RefSeq and is a predicted model, not a curated record. The transcript has a single exon.
AUGGGGAAGAAAGUUAUUGCUAAAAGAGCACCGCAUGAGAAAAUCCAUAAACUUCCAGGAUAUCCUAGACCAUCAACUCGUUCUCAAGACACCACUUUUACUCCUUCACUCUCUCCUCCUACCUCUCCUCCUCGCACUACUCCAAUGGCACGAACCAAAACUACACCAAGGUACCCUGCACCUGCCAAGCCGACACCACCACCGAAGGCCACAACUUCCAAGCCAGGCUCCUCAAAACCUGGUUCUGCAAAGCCUAGCUCAUCCAAAGGCAAACGUCCGACGACUGAAGAACCCAUUCCCGAACCAACACAACCCAAAUCCAGGUCUGUUCCAGUGCGCUCACAAAGAGGUAACCCUCAUCGCCCUCUCAAAUCUGUUAGAGAACCAGACAUUGAUCUUUUUGCUCACAAAUCACACUUCAUGACAUCUCACUCAGAUUAUAACCCCCAUCGUUUCAAAUCUACCAUGAACCAUGAUUUUUAUGAGGGAGUUAUUCAGUAUCGUACUCUAUGUCCCUCUUUUCUUGCUGAUUUACCAGAUUUGAUAAAGAAAGAUUUUUUUGUUGAAAAUUUGGAAUUUUUAGACUGA